AUGCCACACGGCACGACGAAAAGACCCCAGGCCGAUCUCUCCGCCCGCACUGGCCUGCCCGCCGCCGUGUCAACAUGGGCGCGUCCGUUCGAGCGCGCAGCCAAUACCACCGUGCUCACUCCUAGUCCUGCCGAGCUCCAGCUCACCCGAACCUCCACCUCCCCCGAGGUGCCCACCAUGCCGCGCACUCAACUGGAGCUCGACCCUCGCGACAGUGGACCUGCGCCGGCGCCCGCCGGAGCUCCUGCGAAAGAAGUGGACCCACGCGCGUCCACCGAAGCUCGCCGCGACGCUCCCGACGCUGGCCAGUCGGCCGAGCAGCUGCAAAGGGGCCCUGUCCAGGCAGGCCACCAGCGCUUCGUUCUGACCGACAGCGUCGCCUUCAGGCAAGUCUCAUAUCUGGAAGAAGACCCCUCCACCGUCGUUCUCGACCGCCGCCGCGUUCUCGAAGGCUACGAAUGCUACAUUGUCGAGCAAUGGGCCUGCGCCCGCACGCAUCCCACCUUCGUCAUCACCACUUACACGGGCGAUCUGUCCCACAAAGUAGUUGUCGGGGUUCUCAGUGUCCCCACCGACGAGAAGAGCUGGUCAUUACGUCUCCGCAUCUACUUCAAGGCCCUCAACCAAUACCAUGCUCGUCCUCGAGAUACCCCUCUUGGCACCCUGAUGAUCACAAAUCUGAGCGUGUUCCCAUCCUCGUUGACUGUUAUCUCUGUUCCGGAUGGCGAUGUCCGAAAACACCGCGAGUCUUUUUUCGUAAACGAGAACCUGAAGAGACUGGGAUGCUCUGGCCGGGUUGGCAUCACGCUCGCUCCGCCAAGCGGCGCUACCGAAGCCAAGUUCCAGCAGCUUUAUCGCACGAGUGAGAAAAUCCCGCUUGCUGGAGCUGUCGUCGAGCUUGUGAAGCUAUGCCAGGUCGCGCUGGUUCUGUUUGGCAAGCUGGAGCCAGAGUAUGCCGACGGCUUGCUCUGCGACGUCACCGAGAGGGCUGUGAAUGACUGGUGGGUUGAGAUUGGAAACGAGUACUACAACAUAGAGCCCCACGACGGCAUCUUGGGCCCCACUACCGUAUCUGCUCUGCUCGGCACCUUGAUAGGAGCGCGUAACCGCCUCAAUGCAUACGGAGCCCCCAUCGCCAAAGACGUCUUUGACGUCGAAAACACGAAGCGAGGCAUCGCAUAUUUCCAGAAAUCCCAAAGACUGCAGAAAUCGCGCCGCCUGGAUCGCAAAACUCUAGGCCUACUGCACCGCGCGACCGCCAAGACUGCGAGUGGCGAAGGCUGGACCGUGCCAAAAGCUGUGAAAUCCACCGUCGCCGAACUCAGUGGCAAGGGUGGAGAAAUGGUCAUGGACAUUGUCGGUGGCAGAGACAAGGCUGGCAUUGCCGAGGUGGAGACGGUUGACAUCGAGAGAUUCGUCCAACUGAUCCACGGAGAGCGGUCUAAGUGGCUGUGGUAUGGGAAACCAAGGAAGCACCACGGUAACAUGUUCAGCAGACUUCCUGAAGAGGAUACCAAAGCACAUCGCAGAGAGUUCAAGGAUGAAGACGACCCAGUACCUGCGAUGGUUCAACGAAGAGAGUCUACCGCCGAGGCUCCCAGACUAUGGAAACGAGAUACAGCGGCUUCUGUUGACAAAGACUCUCCCGAGGACAAAGAGUCACGGAUCAAAAGAGCCACAGGGAAACUUGGUGAUGCUCGUAGUGGGAUUGGAGGACGGCUCAAGGACGUGGUCGGGUUGCGUAGCCAUCAGCACAAGCACCCCAAAGUCGAAAAUGACCCCAUGGUUGUUCCAAGCAACAACAGAAGCACGAGUCUCUUACGUCAGGCCAGCACCAGAGAGGACCGCGCGACCUACCCACCUGAACCGAGUCCACGAGCCUCAGCGGACAUGUCAAGCGCAGCUGAAGACACGGCGAUGGACCGCCCGAAGCAACCGCAGGGACAAUUCACAAAAGUUCUUUCAGAGACGCCUAUGGACUCACAAUUAAAGGUCUUUGAUAGUCGGGACAGUCUGCCUGCCGGUGACGAACAGCCGGAACUUGGUGCAAUCCUGACAAACGAAGGCACAGCGCUAUCGCGGACGGAUACGGCCGAAGGGUCCAUCGCAGGGUCCAUCUACCGCGGAAUUGACUUGGAUGAGUUGUUUGAAGCCAACGUGCAGUUCGAGCCGGGCCCGCUUUUGCGCCGCACCAACAGCUUUUCUCAAUUGGUCAUUCGCCGCAGCUACGAGAACCGAUCCGAAGAGCGCUGGCCCCGCCGGCUUUCUCUUAGCAUUGCGGAAGAGAGCCUCUUCCGGUGGCAGAGUGUCACGCAGGACUUGGAAGAUGACGAGUCUGCUAACACGGAUCCAAGGAAGCAGCUAGCAUGUGAACUGCUUGCCGCUGAAGAAUCGCGGCUCAACGGGGAGCGCCUUGGACGAAUGGGUAAUGUGGUCAACACAUGGGUUGAGGGCACCCUCAGCCACGUGAAAGAGUUGAAUGUCAUGGCAGAGCGCGACCAGCAAGAGCUUGAAGAGAUGUACUAUCCGCGACUGGACGAAUACAACUCGCUUCGAGAGGAAUCGAAAGAAAUGCUCGCACAAGAGCGCGCAGCACUGCAUGAAGGCAUCAAAGACAUCGAAACCCUUGGAGCGAAACUCGAAUACGAAGUCAACGCUCUGCGAGGAAAAGUAGAAGACGUCGAAGAUGGCGUUGCGGAAUUCGAGAAGCAGGUUCUCGUGGUUGAAGACAUGGUGCAGUUGCUUGAAGACGAGUGCCGACCAAGAGAAGGGUGGCUGGGCUGGAUAUAUAGACGCGUGACCGGCAGCGGGGAAAAACGAAAGGCGGAGACGUAA
Messenger RNA from Diplodia corticola, 2835 nucleotides. Its product is annotated as sin3 complex subunit. The coding region runs from base 1 to 2835 and encodes 944 amino acids. Lineage: Eukaryota; Fungi; Ascomycota; Dothideomycetes; Botryosphaeriales; Botryosphaeriaceae. The record is from RefSeq and is a predicted model, not a curated record. Gene Ontology annotation, cellular component: Sin3-type complex. The transcript has 2 exons.